Messenger RNA from Brassica oleracea var. oleracea, 1562 nucleotides. RefSeq lists its product as uncharacterized. The coding region runs from base 210 to 1415 and encodes 401 amino acids. The record is from RefSeq and is a predicted model, not a curated record. The transcript is spliced from 7 exons. NCBI's taxonomy places the organism in Eukaryota, Viridiplantae, Streptophyta, Magnoliopsida, Brassicales, Brassicaceae.
CCGUUUCCAUAACACAACGUCAUACUACUCUCUCUGUUUCUUCUCUCUUUAUAGAGAGAGACAUACAAAGGUUUUGCUCCAAGAAAGAAACUUGCGGUACACACACAUAUUUACAAUCAUCGUCAGCUUCUUCUCCUUCCUCUCCAAGAAAAAAAAAAACAAUUUUUUUGAUUCUUUAUCGAAUCUUCUGUUUCGUUUAUCAUCAAGAAAUGGGCAAGAGAGAUGAGAAAGCCGAAGCUGUUCUUCGUUUACUCAGGAAACAAACUCCACUCACUCUUAAACAAGAGAAGUUCUGUAACAGAGAAUGCGUGGAGAGAUUCUUGAAAGGGAAAGGAGACAACGUCAAAAAAGCUGCGAAGCAGCUAACUUCAUGCCUUUCGUGGAGACAAAACUUUGAUAUUGAGCGAAUGGGGGCAGAGGAGUUCUCGGCGGAGCUAGCCGACGGCGUAGCUUACAUCGCCGGCCACGACGGAGAAUCCAGACCCGUUAUCAUGUUCCGUUUCAAGCAUGAUUAUCAGAAGCUGCGUAGCCAGAAACAAUUUACGCGUUUAGUGGCGUUCACGAUGGAGACUGCGAUCUCGAGCAUGUCCAGAAACGCGGAACAGAGCGUUGUUCUACUCUUCGAUGCAAGCUUUUUCAGAUCAUCCUCUGCUUUUGCAAAUCUGCUUUUGGCAACCCUAAAAAUUAUCGCAGAUAAUUACCCAUGCCGACUUUACAAGGCCUUUAUCAUCGACCCUCCCUCCUUUUUCUCUUACAUUUGGAAGGGUGUACGUCCUUUCGUGGAGCUAUCUACUGUCACUAUGUUAAUCUCGUCUCUAGACUACGACGAGCAGCUAGAUAUUAGCCACGUGUCAUCAUCCUCAUGUCUUAGAUCAGCUUCCCUACGUUUCGAUCCAUCGUCGAUCAAAUCAACGGCUAAGAUUGGUUCAGCUUCUUCAAGAUUCGCCUUCACCGUAACUCGCAACUCAAUGAAGCCGUGGUACCUUUCCUUAACCGACACAUCACCGUUUCACGCCGCCGUCGACUCCACCGCUUCCAAAGUAUCUCCUCUCAGCGUGCGUUCUCUAUCUUUCGCGUCUCCGGCGGGGCGUGGCUUAAGAGACCCGAAACCAGCCGCAUGCAGAAAGAGUUUGUUUCCCUCGACGCCGUUGCCGGAGAAGACGAAAACGGUUCCGCACCGGAAAACUCCACGUCCGUCUUUUUUUCAGUCCCCGGCAAUGUUCUUUCGCGGGGAGAAAAAUGUCGGCGGAGGCGAGAAGUCAUCACGUGAAGCGUUCGUACCGUAUCUGAAGUUUUAUCGGAGACCGUACGAUGAGACGGCCUAUAGGUCUAAACUGCGGGGUCCACGUGGAUUUGUGUCAGUCGUGUCUUCGCACAGAAGAUGUCGCCACGUAUCUUUAUCUCAACGGUUCUAGUUAUGACGUUCAAAGACCAGAUUGGAGAGCAAAGUGUAUAUACUAGUUUUACAUUUAUCUGUUCCGACCACUCUCUCGUAGAGUAGGCUAGUAGCAGUCAUAUUACACUGGAGUAUUAUUAUUCAACGAGCUUGUUUUUUUUAUUUA